Molecule: messenger RNA, 1533 nt
Organism: Prorocentrum cordatum
Lineage: Eukaryota; Dinophyceae; Prorocentrales; Prorocentraceae
Source: the annotation of a GenBank genome assembly
AUGGUUCAGAUUGCAAACUUUCGUCGAGGCGAGUUUGGUGGCAACGCCGCUGCUUUCCUCGGGUCUGUGAAUGCAUUCGACAUGUUGAUGUCGGCUAUGGGUGCUGACGCUGCGGACGAGAUGCUUUCGUUGAUUCGCUUCCACGACAAUGAGUCCGCCGACGCGGCUACCAUCGCGCAGAAAGUCGACGAGUGCGUCCGCGCCGUGGGCCUGGCCGACGAGAACCGUCGAGCAGCUACCGCGGACAGGGCCCUCAACGUCAUGCGUGGAUGGCUGAAGCUCAUGGUUGUCGAAAUCAAUGCUGAAUUUCCUGAAUGGGAGUUCGCGCAGGCUUUCGCUGUGUUCAAUUUGUCGGACGAGCCACGCCCAAACACCAACCUGGAAAAGGCGAUCCUGGGCUGGCUCGCAACUUCAUGUUCCACAUCUGGGGUCGAGCAGAAUUUCUCCAAGGGCGCGUGGGGCGUCAACGACAGGCAGUUAUCCGGCGGCAUUGCGCACGAGAGGUCCACGCACAGGCUCCUGCUGCACGAUGGCCCGAUCGACGACCUCAUUGAGGGUGCCCAGCGAGUGUGGAAGCAUUGCUUCGGCAUUGAGAGGGCGAGCGGCUCCGACAACCGCGAGGAGCGCAGUGACAAGGGCACCAAGUCUGACGAGAUCCCGGAGAAGGGGCUACAGAAGAAGAUGCGCAGCUUCCGCGUCCAAGGAGACAGAGGCGCACAGGCGGCCAUUGCAGCGCUCGCUGGUGGCGCUUGGACAGAUGAGCACGACAAGGAACGCACUUUCGCAGAGGACAAGCUGUUCAAACGAAGGGUCGAGGAAAGCCUUGAGGGACUGCUCCUUCCAGAUCAGGACAGCGAUGUACUACAGUGGCACGCUGCCAACAGAGUUGAUGCCACGGUGAAGAGCCAGCAGGAGCGGGAUCGGCGCGACGCGCGAGGCGGCCUGCAUCGGGGAGAAGGGGAGCGGCCAUCACCUGAAGACCUGCGAGGGAAGACGCGUUUCGCGCGCAAGUUGGAGCACUGGGACGAGUUGUUGGCCAAUGGCGUUGUGAUGACGCGGCGUGUUGCCCCAUGGCUUGCAGAAGUGAUUGUGGUUGGUGACUUGACCAGCGUGCCGACGUUCUUGAAAUGGGUAGCUGCGGUUGUUGGCGCCUAUGUAAGUACCCCCACGGAGCUCUCCACAUCCACGGGCGCGUGCCUGAAGUACAGCCGCGCCAUUGCUUCGUCCCGGUUCAUCCACGUCACCGAUUGCUUCAAGGCCAAUCACCGCCAGUACUACGAGCUCCUGACCACAGCGGCCGGCUUUGCUGAUUCCAAGUGGCAGUUUAUAGAUGCAGCUAACUUCUUGGUCAAGAAAGCGGGUGUAUACAAGGACCGCACAGAGGCGUUGGCCUUGGCCACCACCGUCGACAUGGAGACUCCGCCAUUACAGGGCAUCAAGCACGUGUUCGGCGGCCCUGGCUUCCUGGACCUCAUCACGAAGGUUGAUUUCAAUGCAUCGGCAAGUGGUAUGCUACGGUGCAGCGUGGGCUGA